AUGUCAGAAAUGAAGAAUCAGAUCACUGAUGAGGUCAUUCCCUGGAGGCAGCUUCCUUUAGAGAACCUCACCAUGGUCACUGAGUUCUGGUUGCUGGGCUUUUCUGACCUUCAGGAAAUGCAAUUUGCUCUCUUUGCUGUCAUUCUCUGCCUCUACAUGGUCAUACUGGGUGGAAACAUCACCAUUAUCACCACAGUCCACCUAGAGAACAGCCUCCACACCCCCAUGUAUUUCUUCUUGGGCAUUCUUUCUGCCUCUGAGACCUGCUACACCUUGGUCAUCUUACCCAAGAUGCUCCUCAACCUCCUAUCUGUGCUCAGGACAAUAUCGUUCAUCAGUUGUGCCACCCAAAUGUUCUUCUUUCUUGGUUUUGCAAUCACCAACUGCUUGUUGUUGGGUGUGAUGGGUUAUGACCGCUUCACUGCCAUCUGUCACCCCCUGCGCUACCCAAUUCUCAUGAGCUGGUGGUUAUGCAAGUUGAUGGCAGCCACUUGUGGUGUGAGUGGCUUUCUGAUUUCAAUGGUGGGUACGUUUUUGGUCUUCAGCCUACCCUUCUGCAACUCCAACAGGGUCAAUCACUACUUCUGUGACAUUGCACCUGUUAUUCAUCUUGCCUGUGGGGACCCCUACAUCAAUGAGGUGAUCAUAUUCAUUGGUGGGGUUAUGAUACUCAUGGUCCCCUUGACUUUCAUCUGUAUCAUCUAUGGCUUCAUUGUCAGAACUAUCUUAAGGAUCCCAUCAACUGAAGGGAAAAAGAAAGCUUUUUCUACCUGCGCUUCCCACCUCACAGUGGUUGUGGUCCACUAUGGAUGUGCAUCUUUUGUCUACUUGAGGCCCUCAUCCAGGUACACAUCUGGCAAGGAUCGGUUGGUGACAGUGACUUACACCAUCAUCACUCCCUUAUUGAAUCCUUUGGUUUACAGUCUCAGGAACAAGGAUGUCCAGAUGGCCAUUCGGAAGGUUUAUUUUAAACCAACAAAACCCAAAUUGUUGGCAUCAUAG
Molecule: messenger RNA, 1002 nt
Organism: Vombatus ursinus (common wombat)
Lineage: Eukaryota; Metazoa; Chordata; Mammalia; Diprotodontia; Vombatidae
Product: olfactory receptor 10R2-like
Exons: 3
Coding region: 1-1002 (333 amino acids)
Biological process (GO): G protein-coupled receptor signaling pathway
Cellular component (GO): membrane
Molecular function (GO): olfactory receptor activity; G protein-coupled receptor activity
Source: RefSeq, a predicted model, not a curated record